Nymphalis io (European peacock) is the source of this 4256-nucleotide messenger RNA. RefSeq names its product hexokinase type 2 (gene Hex-A). Bases 298 to 1653 code for a protein of 451 amino acids. The transcript is spliced from 9 exons. The record is from RefSeq and is a predicted model, not a curated record. Gene Ontology annotation, biological process: glycolytic process; glucose 6-phosphate metabolic process; intracellular glucose homeostasis. NCBI's taxonomy places the organism in Eukaryota, Metazoa, Arthropoda, Insecta, Lepidoptera, Nymphalidae. Gene Ontology annotation, cellular component: cytosol; mitochondrion. Gene Ontology annotation, molecular function: ATP binding; fructokinase activity; mannokinase activity.
CAGCCUGUCCGAACAAAACAUCUUUACAGCCUUGUAAAAGUGAAUUAAUUUAUUGUUUAAAAUUAUUGACACAUAAAGCCCCCCUAAGAAUAUUAAAUAUAACACUCAUAACUUUAUUGUUCGUAUCAACGCAAUAUAAUUACGGCAAUUGUCGGUUUCAAUUUAGAUAAAGAUUAUAUUGUGUUAGCAGAUAAAGGAUUUUAUUGUGAGUACGUUAUAGAAAAGUCGUGUGGAGAACAUUUCUUCUCAUAACGUUCUUAGUACGGUGCUGAGUGAAACGAACUGCUCUGACGCAAAAUGACGAUGGAUCUAUUGGACCCCAUGAUUCGCGAAGAAUGCGAAGUCUUCCACCUAUCAGAUAAAGCGCUUAGGGAGAUAAUGCACAGACUUCACAAUGACCUAGUUAAAGGCCUCGGCAAAGACACACAUGCCAAUGCUAUUGUAAAGUGCUGGAUCACUUACAUACAGGAUCUGCCGAAUGGAAAAGAACGCGGUAAAUUCUUGGCGUUAGAUUUAGGAGGAACAAAUUUUAGAGUUUUAAUUAUAAAUUUAGGAGAAAAUCACUUCGACAUGCAGUCGAAAAUUUAUGCUAUACCAAAUCAUAUAAUGACCGGCACUGGAGUUGCCCUCUUCGACCACAUCGCGGAGUGCUUAGCGAAUUUUAUGAAGGAACACGAUGUAUACGAAGAACGUCUAGCCCUCGGCUUUACGUUUAGUUUCCCUCUAAAACAGCUCGGUCUCACUAAAGGGAUAUUACAACGUUGGACGAAGGGCUUCUCUUGUAGCGGAGUCGUCGGCGAAGAUGUCGUCCAAGGCCUUAAGGAUGCUAUCGCGAGGAGAGGGGACGUUCAGAUCGAUAUAUGCGCUAUACUGAAUGACACAACGGGUACAUUGAUGUCUUGCGCGUGGAAAAACCACAACUGCAAAAUAGGACUCAUCGUGGGCACGGGCAGCAACGCGUGCUACGUUGAGAAGACGGAGAACUGCGAGCUGUUCGACGGGCCGGCCGGCAAGCCCGAGCUGCUCAUCAACACGGAGUGGGGCGCCUUCGGGGACGACGGCGCGCUCGACUUCAUCCGCACCGAGUUCGACCGCGAAGUGGACGAGAACUCCAUCAACCCCGGCAAGCAGAUCCAAGAGAAGAUGAUAUCAGGAAUGUACAUGGGUGAACUGGUCCGCUUGGCGCUAGUCAAAUUCACAAAGAUGGGGCUGCUGUUCGGUGGGCGCGGCUCCGACCUGCUGUUCCAGAAAGGAAGCUUUUACACAAAAUACGUGUCUGAAAUAGAGUCCGACAAACCCGGGGACUACAGCAGUUGUAUGGACGUCCUGGAAGAGCUUGGUCUGGCGCACGCGUCGGAGGCGGACAUGUGCGGCGUGCGCUGCGUGUGCGAGAGCGUGUCGCGGCGCGCGGCGCACCUGGUGGCGGCGGGGCUGGCCGCGCUGCUCAACAAGAUGGCCGAGCCGCGCGUCACCGUCGGCAUCGACGGCUCCGUCUACCGCUUCCACCCGCACUUCCACGCGCUCAUGUGCGACAAGAUCGCCGCGCUCGUGCAGCCCGGCCUGCAGUUCGACCUGAUGCUGUCGGAGGACGGCAGCGGGCGCGGCGCGGCGCUGGUGGCGGCCGUGGCGUGUCGCGAGCAGGCGCUGGCGUAGGCGGCGCCGGGCUGGCGGCGGCGGGCUGGCGGCGCCGGGCCGGCGGCGCCGGGCUGGCGCGGGUGUGUCGGCAGCACGCGCUUCGACGCCGACCUUUUAUAUUUUUGUAUAUCCGGUCCUACCCGCUCCGCCGUUCGUCGCCAACUAGCGUCUCGAAGUGAUAAGUUUUGUGUCUGCGUCGCAGGGUUAUUAUAGAAGGCGUGAUAUUAUAGCGUCACUGGGACGUAACUGCAUCGUAGCUUGCCAAUCGUCCCUAUUGCGGUUACAUUGUACACAUUGUGAUUAAUUUUAGUUCAAUUAUUAUCAGCUACAUUCGAUCAAUCAAAUCGUUUCGUUGUCAAAUCGAAUGUCAAAAUCGAAAAUUUCAUUAAAUGCGGACCAAUGAGUGACCGUUCACCAUCAAACGAUAAUGGUAAUAUAUUUUAAAGCCGUAUACAGAUGUCACAGCUUCUACAGUAACCGUGCGACAUGUGAUAAGGAAAGAGCGAUCCGGGGAGAUCGGAAAUCGGAACAGUAUAUUUAUAUUAGUUUAGAUGAAUUGUCGUUGCGUGCUGCGACGCUCGGCCGGCGGUUACAUGCGUGCUCGGUUUGAAAUUUGUCCGAUAUGAGCGGUGCGGUCUCAACACUGUGCAUGAGCCAGUGUUUAUUAUACAAACAAAUAGACCGCUUUCCAUCACUUUAAAAUUCAAUAAAACUGAGAUAGGCACUAAGAAGAAAGUUCAGUAUAUACAAGAUGCGUGUACUUAUAUUUAUACCGUACCUUAUUUUAGUCUAGUCAAUGUGAAUAAAGAGUAAUUGGCUUUUUAUUAUUCAUCUAAAAUAAAACAAAUCGUACUAAAUUAGAAGUCCCUUAAACUGUAAAAUAAAAUAUGAUUUUGUACUUGCUGUUUUACAAAGUUCUUAAGACUGACUUCACGUUUUACACUUUUAAAUUUGUUUAAUUUAAUCAAAUAACUAAUCUUAGUGUCAAUCCACGCAGUACGCAUUGUAUUUGAUCGCUGUAGUGUUUAUCAACAUAAUACUUUUAUGAAAGUUUUAACAGCAGUGAUUAUAUUAUUAUUAUUAAAACGGUAAUUUCUACACUUUACAAUAAAUAUUGGUCUUGUAAUAUAAGAAUCUACUUUUAUAUCAAAUUAUUGAAAAAAAAAAAUAUGAUAUAUUGUUAAACGUAUUAAAAUGAAUUUUAAUAUGAAUUAUUUAUAUUACUUUAAAUUAAAAAUUGUGUAUUGAUAGCAAAUGAUCAAAUAACUAAAGAAAUAUUUCGUUAUGUGUGCGGUAUGUACUUUGUUUAUGAUCGCGAUACGUCAUAAUAUGACCCGCAGAUACGUAUACUUAAAAUGUAGCAAUACUAAGAAUCUCAGUAGACAUGCUGGCCUUACGCUACGUUAGAAUCAUAAUAUCAAUCAUUCCAUUAAAAAUUGCAUCAAUACACACUGAUUAGUAUCAUUAAAAUUAUUAUUUAUAUUUUAUUAUUGUACAGAAUUGUAGUUUCAUAAUCGUUGUAAUUAAAUUAGACGUCAUUUAUUUGAAGUUCAACUCGAUCAUUAAAAUAAACGAAUAUUAACGAUUGGAGUGAACUCUUUAUGGGAUUUAUGUGAGUGUUUUAAUUAUUUUACUGUGAUAGAACUAGGACUCAUUGUAAGUGUUUUGUUUGGUUGGAAUUAUUCAGUAGCUGUAACAUAUGAUAUUAAGUUCAUAAGUACAUUAAAGAUUACGAGAUAUUCCGAAAUCAAACCAAGCCGGAUAACGAUUAUAAUUUAUACCAGUUUCUGUUCAUUGAUAUAUGUGAGAGGAUAAGGCGAGUGCUAAGUACGAUAUUAGGUCAUAGUAUGACAUCACACCACGCUAUAGUUCCUAGUUACAAAUAGGUGCAUUUUAUUUUUAGUUGUAUUUUUCAUUAAUUUUUGCAGUUUGUAACUACUUAAGAAUUCUGUAUAAUAUGUUGACAUUUAUAUACUUACAUUAUUUAUUUUCAAGCACAAAUAUAUGGACUAUAAUUUUUUGUAGAACUUCAUAUGUUUCUAAUUUUUAUGUUAAAUCUUUAGUAAAGUUUGCACCAUUUUAAUGUGUUGUAGGGAUUUGUGGCUUAAGUACAUUUAAAUACAGAAGAUACUUAACUAUUUCUAAAGAUAUUGUACGAUGUUAUUUUUAUAAUUUUAAGAAAAAAAAAACGUUUCGCGAUUGGAUUAUUGCUCUCAUUUUGCUCAAACUUUUGAAUUUUCUUUGUUAAAUCGAAAUUAUAAAAUGAAUUUUGUUCUGCAUAUAUUCGGCAAGUUGCUACAUUCCACAUAAUAUGUGAGACGAUAAUAACACAGCGUGUUUGUGUAUAGCAGAAGUUUACAUAUCGCCACCCCAACAUGUCCAUUAGUGCAUUAAUAAGAUAUUAAGGUUAACAAGCACUGGCUGCUUCAUGAAAACAAUUUAUAUAUAUAUAAUUAAUUAUAUGAUUUUAGUAUCCAAUAUGUUUGAAAAUAUUUUAUAAAUAUUUAGGUGACAUAAAUGGAGCAAACGAAUUCAGAAUGAACUGUUGUUUAAAAAAUUAGCUCCAAUUCUGUAAACGCUGUUAAUAAUGUUAUUGCAAGAAUAAAUUUUUAAAAACAGUA